This is a messenger RNA of Vespa crabro (European hornet), 4912 nucleotides long. Its product is annotated as anoctamin-4. The record is from RefSeq and is a predicted model, not a curated record. Gene Ontology annotation, molecular function: chloride channel activity; protein dimerization activity. Lineage: Eukaryota; Metazoa; Arthropoda; Insecta; Hymenoptera; Vespidae. Gene Ontology annotation, cellular component: plasma membrane. Gene Ontology annotation, biological process: chloride transmembrane transport. Bases 1497 to 4745 code for a protein of 1082 amino acids. The transcript is spliced from 15 exons.
AUAUGUCACAGUAUCGCCGCGGAAACGAGCGACGUGAUAUUCUAACGUAUCCUCUGUCCUGUGUCAGGAUAGUAAACGUGAAACAACAGUUUCGUGUUGUUUUGUCGAUUGUUAAGAAAACCAAUUCUUUAUUCUUUUCUUUUUUUUUUCUUUUUCUUUUUCAAAAUAAAAGAACCUCGAAAGAGAAUUAAUAUAAUAUAAAACGGAUGGAUUGAUAGAUAGAUAGAUGGAUAGAUAAAUAUAAAAAGGCUUGAUGAAAGUACCCUUGAACUUGUUACACAUAUAUUUUAUUAGAUACUGUUCCAUUUUUUUUCCUUUUUUUUUUUUUUAUUUCUAUCCGAACAAUUUUACUGGACGAUUCAAUUAUUUAAUUAUAUCCUUCUUAUGAUUAAACAAAUAAUGAUAUAAUACAAUGUUAUGGAGAAAGAGAACGAAAGUUUUGUCAUUUAAAGAGAGAAUAGAAGAAUCUUUAAAUAAAAUGAAAAUCGUUGAAACACGUGACAUUUUGCAUAGUGUGCGAAGAAACGACAGUGAUUUUUUUUUCUUUUUUUUUUUUUCUUCUUUUAAAUAAUAAAACAAAUCAGUUUAUGAAAUCAUGGAGUAUAUGAAAAAUGAAAAGAUCGUAAAGUGGUAAUAAAUCGUUGGAAGAAGUGACUCUGGUUAAAAAAAAAAAAAACUUACUCUCGUAAGGUUUUAAUAAAAAUCAAUUGCUUGCUGUAUAGAACAUAUGCAAACUAAGGAUAGGGGUGGUAUGUGAGGGUGGGACGUAGUGGUGUAAUGUAAUAAUAUAAAUUGCGAAUAAUAGGAUAUAGAAUAAAAAGUCAAAAUGAUAGAAGGAAAAAAGAGAAUGGUAUGCAAUCAUUAAUGUUGGACGAUCGAUGUGUCGUAUCAAAAAAAAAAAAAAAAAAAGAAAAAAAGGAGAAAAAAAAAGAAAAAGAAAAAGAAGACAAUCCAGAAAAGAAAAAGGACGAGAAUAUAAUAAAAGAAAUUAAAAAAAAAAGAGAAAGGUUUCCAAAAUCAAAUUAAAUGGAUUUCGAUGUAACACGUAUAAGGAUUAAAGUGUUACCAGCGGAAUGUUACCAAAGUUUCUUUGCCCUAUGCGUUCGGCCAAGGCUAAUACGAUCAUCCUAGUCGAGGCGGGGUCAGCGAUAACUAUAGACCAGACCGGUCUUUUACCAUUCAUAAUUGAAGAAUAGUCCAGGCAACGAGAUAAAAAUUUGAUCGAGUUGUUUUUAAAGGAUUUCAUUACUUCAACAAAUAUAAAUUGAAUCAUGGACACCGGCCAAGUUCUUAUUCCAAUCAUCGAUCCUAUAGAAAUACAUAUGGAUAUUUUUAGAAUGACUAACAAUUAUCCGGGAUCAACAAGAAUCUAAAUACUUAUCCAUUAUCAUAUACACACAUACAUAUGUGUAUAUAUAUAUAUAUAUAUAUAUGUGUGUGUAUUCGUUUAUAUUGUCGUCGACCGAUAAAUAGUGUUCCUGACCUUUUCGAUUAAAAUGGGUGAUAGUACACUUACGCUCGAAGACGAGACUCAGAACGCUCACAGUAGAAGAUCAAGCACCGUAGGUGACGCUCCGCAAAACGGUUCCGAGUCUAGCAUUGGUGAAUCACAUUUGAGUGAGAAUACAACAUCGAUUAAAUCGAUUGAUGCAUCGUCGAUUACGUCGACGAAAUCAACACCAGGUAAAAGUAACAGCAAAUCGGGAAGCAUUUCUUCGACUGCUUCAUUGAGUAAUCCAAAAUCAACAACUGGGCAUCAUUCAAGUAGAGAAAUCCUUUACGAGCCAGAUAAGAACUGCAUACUGCCAUACCUUUCGAUCGCAACGGAGAAUCCAUCGAAACCUGGGACGCCAAAAAUUCCUAAAAAAACGUCCAAGACAAGUGUAUACCCAUCUGGGAUCAAUUUGACGGCACGUGAUGCGUUUGGUCCUAAACUUACGGCCCCAGGAUCACCGGAAAGUAGUCCAUCGUUACCGAAUACGCCAUUACCUACAGAUUUCGAUGAAACCGCAAAGGAAUGUUUAUCUCGUAAAGGAUCAUCGGUCGAAAAUGAAAUUACUUCGGAUACAUUAUACUUUCGUGAUGGCCGAAGGCGAAUCGAUAUGGUGCUCGUUUAUCAGGAAGAAAACGAGGGUGUCAUGACGGAAUUGGAAACAAGACGAAGAGAACAGAGACGUAUAUUUCAACAAAAUCUUUUAACGGAAGGCUUGCAACUCGAAUUAGAACCAAAAGAAAAUUCGUUCGAUGGUAAAACAUUUUUCCUCAAACUUCAUAUACCCUGGAAAAUAAAAGUACAAUAUGCUGAAGUUAUGAAUUUGAAAUUGCCAACAAAAAGAUUUAUCACUAUAUCGGUUAAAGCAUGGGGUACGGAUGGUACAAAAGGUAGGCCAAAAAUUUGGGAAAAAUGGUUAAAGUGGACCAAUUGGAUACAAAAACUUCAUCACUGGGAUACCAAUCGAUAUCCCGAAGAACCUAGUUUCUAUGAUAGUAUUGAUUCUGGUGAUCGAGAGGAAAGAUUCGUCGUAAAGGAUCGAGAUACCGCAUAUACGCCAGCACAGAGAUCGUUAAUAGUGAUGCAAAUAUUGUUACGUACAAGGUACGACGAAAUGCAUGAUAAAGUUGGGAUUCGUAGACUUGUUGCAGACGGUACUUAUCUCGAUUGUUAUCAUUUGCACGAAGGACCAUACAACAAGCCAGAAGAUAACGGUGAAAUUUUAGAUAGACAUUUGCUUUAUUUGAUAUGGGCUAAUCCAAAACAAUGGUUUAAGAAACAACCAUUGUGGUUGAUAAGACGAUACUUCGGUGAGAAAGUAGCAUUAUAUUUCGCUUGGCUUGGUUUCUAUACGGAAUGUUUGGUUGCACCAGCUGUGGUUGGUCUUUUAUGUUUUAUAUAUGGCCUAGGAAGUAUGGAAGGAGCGGACAACGUGCCUAGCAAAGAAAUAUGUGAUGAUAAGAUUGCCGGAAAUAUUACAUUAUGUCCGCUCUGUGACAAAGCUUGUGGUUAUCAAAAACUCGGCGAUUCUUGUAUAUUUUCUAAGCUAACAUAUCUUUUUGAUAAUCCUGCGACCGUUUUCUUCGCCAUUUUUAUGUCAUUUUGGGCAACGACGUUCUUAGAAUUAUGGAAACGACGACAAGCUGUUAUCGUUUGGGAAUGGGAUCUUCAAAGUGCUGAGGAUGACGAGGAACCUAGGCCAGAAUUUGAAACGUCAGUGAAAACAUUUCGCAUAAAUCCAGUUACCAGAGAACGUGAGCCAUAUUUACCAGCAUGGUCGAAAGCUAUGCGAUUUUGUGCUACCGGUUCUUUUGUAUUUUUUAUGAUAUGCGUUGUCCUUGGUGCAGUACUAGGUACAAUAAUAUAUCGUAUAUCUCUCGUUUCCGUAUUUUACGGUGGCGGUGGUUCUUUCUUACAAAAACACGCAAAGAUAUUCACUUCGAUGACAGCAGCCUUGAUCAAUUUAGUGAUAAUCAUGAUACUUACACGUAUAUAUCAUCGAUUGGCCAGAUGGAUGGUAAACAUGGAAAAUCCAAGAACUCAAACAGAAUACGAAUCUAGUUAUACGUUCAAAAUAUUUCUUUUUGAAUUCGUUAAUUUUUAUUCUUCGCUAAUUUACAUUGCAUUCUUCAAGGGAAGAUUUUUUGUACAUCCUGGCGAUCAAGACGCUAGAUCGUCCGAAUUCUUUCGUAUAAAGACAGAUGUCUGUGAUCCAGCUGGUUGUCUCUCUGAAGUAUGCAUUCAGUUAGCUAUUAUAAUGAUUGGGAAACAGUGUUUCAAUAAUUUCGUUGAGAUUUUAUCCCCAAAAUUUUUGAAUUGGUGGCGCAAAAGAACUCAAGUUGCUGCUACGAAGGAUCAUGACAGACAAUAUACAUCUUGGGAAAGAGAUUAUCAAUUACAGGAUCCUGGAAGACUCGCACUUUUUGAUGAGUAUUUAGAAAUGAUUCUUCAAUAUGGUUUCGUAACUCUCUUCGUAGCAGCAUUUCCAUUAGCACCAUUAUUCGCAUUAUUAAAUAAUAUCGCGGAAAUAAGAUUGGAUGCUUAUAAAAUGGUGAAAGAAUCACGAAGACCUUUAGCAGAAAGAGUGGCAGAUAUUGGUGCUUGGUAUGGUAUUCUCCGUGGUGUCACAUACGUUGCUGUUGUAUCAAACGCAUUCGUCAUAGCUUAUACCUCAGAUUUCAUUCCACGAAGUGUCUAUGCAUUUGUUUAUUCUCCAACAGAAGAUUUGGUCGGUUAUAUUGACAGCUCUCUGUCAGAAUUUAAUACUUCUGAUUAUCGUGACGACAUGAAGAGUGAUGCCAAAGAACAUCCAGAAACAUGCCAAUACAGGGGAUACAGAAAUGGACCCGAUCACAAAUUAGAUCCUUACGGAUUAAGCCCACAAUAUUGGCAUGUUUUUGCAGCACGAUUAGCAUUCGUAGUUGUUUUCGAACAUGUUGUUUUUGCAUUGACUGGGAUAAUGAGUUAUGUUAUACCAGCUGUACCGCGUGCCUUAGCGACACAACUUCAACGAGAACGUUUGCUAGCACAAGAGGCUAAAUAUGAAAAGGGAUUAAAGGGUAGAGAGGACGAGGAGGAUAUACUUUCUGUAUUAAGAGAAGCUGGAAGUAUAGGUAGACCUACUGGUGCUCCUGGUAGAACCAAUUGGGCAAGACGUUUCAGUAAAAUGAGUGAUGGUUUGGAUGCCCACGUUGAAGUUGGUUCGAGGGUACACAGAUACAGUGACAGUUCCACUAUGUGGGAGGUCACUUAAAUUAUUCAACACAUUUCUUUUCUUUCUUAAAAUAUCAUCGAUCUCGUUCAAUUGAAAAUCUUAUUUCAAGAUGAUUUAUUGUAAUGUAUAUUAUUAUGUUAACACUUGUAUAUACUAUGUAUAGUACCGCACAUUUAAGAUCAAAAAAGAGAACACCAUCUUUCUUA